AUGAUCGGAAGGAUCAUACUCUUUCAAUUUACCAUAUUUGUGUCGGUACUCUUGGCGGCCUCUGUGUCUGCACAGACUCCAGUAACAGAGCUGCCAAAUAAUAUAACGAUUUCAGACUCCAUUAUAGGAUCCAUAGGAGAUGCAACAUCAGGAUCUGGAUAUCUGAUUCUAACUCAACCUAACAUUCAAAGAAAACCAACACCGUUGUACGGUAUCGGCAAUAAGGUUGAAUUUGUCUGGAAAUAUGCUGAUGGUCUUGCCAUCAUACCUAAAUCUUUGACGUUUGCAAUCAUCAGCCCGUUGAAAGAGCAAUUUAUCAUUGGAGAAAAUAUCCCUGGGGAUUCGAAAAAUUUCGUAUGGGACACAGAGCUCUUUGAAAGUGAUCCUUUACAGCCUAGGUUACUGACUGGCAAGUACAUCGUCCGCAUUUGGGACGAGCGUGGCCCAGAUGCUCCAGCUGCAGUAGGACGUUUGGUUCCAUAUCGUCAACUCGCAUUUUCAAUGUAUUCCAAACAAGCAUACCAGGAUAUGGAUAGUAAGUUGGACUAG
Molecule: messenger RNA, 549 nt
Organism: Umbelopsis ramanniana AG
Lineage: Eukaryota; Fungi; Mucoromycota; Umbelopsidomycetes; Umbelopsidales; Umbelopsidaceae
Exons: 2
Coding region: 1-549 (182 amino acids)
Source: RefSeq, a predicted model, not a curated record